Messenger RNA from Solanum verrucosum, 12303 nucleotides. RefSeq lists its product as uncharacterized. The record is from RefSeq and is a predicted model, not a curated record. NCBI's taxonomy places the organism in Eukaryota, Viridiplantae, Streptophyta, Magnoliopsida, Solanales, Solanaceae. The transcript is spliced from 27 exons. The coding region runs from base 264 to 12092 and encodes 3942 amino acids.
AAAAGGACCAGGCAUCUAUGUCCAACUCACUAUAUUAGUAGAAUUAACAAGUGGGAUUUGUCAUUUUCUGUCUACUUUAACAACAUGGUCAUCAGUUAAUUAUUAUAUAACUAUUGUAAUCCUGCAUUGACAUAUAUAGAGAAUCUCUACUUAAAGUUAUGAGAAUUGUCAGUCGAGUUCAAUUGUACAACACACACUCUGAUAGUCUUUAGCGAGUGGAAAAGAAAACGUAACACAGCAGUUCUGCGAUCAGCUUAUGAGAAAUGGAAGAUGACGCUGAAAUACCAGAGAACAAAAGUAUAAAGGAAGAUAAUUUGCUAGGGGAAGUGUACGCAAUAUCAGACAAACUGAAGUUGGAGAAAGACAAAAGGGACCAAUCACUAUCUGAGUUUGAAGGAACUUCAGAGGUUGAAAAUGUCAAGGAUCUGAUUAAAGGUAAUUAUGGAACCACUGAGGGUGAAAAAUUUUAUGCAUCACCCUUAGUUUCCAAAGCUGUCGAAGAAAAUGGUAGUUCAGUGGAAGUCCAUGUAUCAGUCGAUACACCAAACAAGUCAGAUGAACAGAUGUCCGGGAGUUCAUUCCAUCUGGGGGAGAAAGAAGAAGACAAAAGAGUAGAAAUCGUUUCUGCGGGAACACAGAAUCCAAGUGAAGAGAGUGAAACAUCAUGUGAAAUGAACAAUGUUGAGAAGAACACAUCUAUCCCCUUGACCGUCCGAGGAGAUGUUAGCUCUGCAAAAUAUAAAACGGAAGGGACAGACACUGGCGCAAUCAAAUCACCUGGCGACACUAAGGAUGAGAAGGCAGUCAAAGAUGAGAAUGACUACAAUGGUGAUAGAAAUAUUUUCAUAUCCCCCAAAUCAGAGUGCCAAAGAGGAGAGGACGAGAAAAAAGAGACAGGAGAUGGAGAGGGUGCUAGGAAUGUGCUUGUUAACUCAUUUGUUGAUGUUGUAGAAGAAACCAGGUCAGAUUAUGCUGAAUCAGAUACGAGUGCGAAACAUGGGGACAACUCAAUCGAGAAGGGAAACCAAGAUGUUGCUGACCAUCCAGCAGUAGAGGAAAAAACUGAAGAACUAGAAGUUGAAGAAAAACAUGAAAAACCAAUUAUUGAAGAGAAAACGAAAGAACCAAUAGUUACGGAGAAACAUGCAGAACCAGCGGUGGAAGAAAAACCUGAAGAACCAGCAGUUGAAGUAAAAACUGAAGAACCAGUUGUGCAAGAGAAACCUGAAGAAACAGAGGUUCAGGAGAAAUUUGAAAAAACAGAGGUUGAAGAGAAGCCCGAAGAACUAGUGGUUGAAGAAACACCAAAAGAACCAACACGAGAAAAAACAUCCGAAGAGUUAGAAUUUGAAGAAAAACCUGAGAAGGUAACUUUCUUGGAAAAGAAAAUACAAGUUGUAGACUCGAACGACAAAAGUGAGAAUGAACUUCCAUGCAAUACCAACAAUGAUGCUGCUAACUUUGCAGAAUUUGAGGAACCAGCAGUUGAAGAAAAACCUGAAAAACUAGAGAAACCUGAUUUACCAAUGGUUAGGGAGAAACGUGAAGAACCAAUGGUUGAGGAAAAAUCUGAAGAAUCAUUUGAGGAGAAAACUCGAAAAACAGAGGCUGGAGAGAAACCUGAAGAACCAACAGCUAAAGAAACACCUGAAGAACUAGCAGAGGAGGAAAUGCCUGAAGAGCUAGCCCUUGAAGAGAAACCUAGAGAACCAACCGUUGAAGAGACACUUGAAGAACUAGAUGUUGAAGAGAAAGCUGAAAAGAAAGCAAUUGAAGAGGAGAAACCUGAAACGGAAGCUCUUCAGGAGAAUAAUUCACCAAUUGAAAAGUCAAAGAACAAGACAGACAAUGCAAUUCAAUGCAAUACCAACAAUGCUAUUGCCGAUUAUGAAUCAGUUGAGGAAAAAACUGAAGAACCAGUAGUUGAAAAUAAACAUGAAGAACCAGCAAUUGAAGAGAGAUCUGAAGAGUCAGUGGUUAUGAAAAAACCUGAACAACCAGCAGUUGAAGAGAAAUCUGAAAAACCAGUAGCAAGAGAGGAACUUGAAGAACCAUCGAUUGAGGAGACACUAGAAGAACCAGCAGUUGAAGAUAAACCUGAAAAACCAGUAACUGAAGAAGCACCUGAAGAACCAACACAGGAAGAAACACCAAAUGAACAAGCAUUUGAAGAGAAACCUGAAAACCCAAUAACUGAAGAAGCACCUGAAGAACCAACACAGGAAGAAACACAAAAUAAACUAGCAUUUGAAGAGAAACCAGCAGUUGAAGAGGAGAAACCCAAAAAAGUAUCUCUUUUGGAAAAGAAAAUGCUAGUUGUAGACUCUAAGGACAACACUGAUAGUGAUAUUCUAUGCAAUACCAACAACGAUGCUGCUCACUAUCCAAAAACUGAGAAAAUAACCGAAGAACCAGCAGUUGAAGAAAAACCAGAAAACCCAAUUUUUGAAGAGAAACGUGAUGUAUCAGAGAUUAAAGAGAAACCUGAAGAACCAACGGUUGAGGAGAAACCUGAAGAACCAGCGGCUGAAGAGAAACCUAAGGAACGGACAGCGAAAGAAACACAUGAAGAGCUAGCAGGGGAGGAAACACAUGAAGAACUAGCAUUUGAAGAGAAACCUGAAGAACCAAUGGUUGAAGACAUACCUGAAAAACCAGCAGUAAUGGAGGAGGAGAAACCUUUAACAGAAGGGCUUCUGGAGAAGAAUUUGCCAAUUGUAGACUCAAAGGACAGGAUAGACAAUGCAAUUCCAUGCAAUACCACCAAUAAUGAUAUUGCUAACUAUGCAUCAGUUGAGGAAAAACCUGACGAACCAGCAGUUGGAAAAACACAUGAAGAAUUAGCAAUUGAAGAUAAAUCUGAAGAAUCAGUUGUUUCGGAGAAGCUUGAAGAACUAGUGGUUGAGAAAAAAACUGAACCGACAGUUGAAGAGAAACCUGAAAAACAAGCAGUUGGAGAGAAACAUGAAGAACCAGCCGUUGAAGAGGAGAAACCUGAAAAAAAUAUGCUAAUUGUAGACUUGAACGACAAAACUGGUAGUGAAAUUCCAUGCAAUACCGGUAAUGAUGUUGCUCACUUUCCAGACAUUGAGGAAAAUCCUGAAGAAUCGGCAGUUGAAGAAAAAACUGAAGAAUCAGUCAUUGAACAGAAACCUGGUGUACCAGCAGUUAAGGAGAAACCUGAAGAACCAACAUUUGAGGAGAAAUCUGAAGUACUAGUUGAGGAGAAACCUCAAGAACCGGCGUCUAAAGAGAGACCUGAAGAAGCGGCAGCUAAAGAAACAGUUGAAGAGCUAACAAAGGAGGAAGCACCUGAAGAACUAGCACUUGAAGAGACACCUGAAGAACUAGUUCUUGAAGAGAAAGAUGAAGAAACAGCUAUUGAAGAGGAGGAACUUGUUAGGAAAGCUCUUCAGGAGAAGAAAUUGCCGAUUGUAAACGCAGAGGACAAUACAGACAAUGCAAUUCCAUGCAAUACCAACAAUGACAUUGCUAACUAUGCAUUAGUUGAGGAAAAAACUGAAGAACCGGUAGUUGAAGAGAAAUCUGAAGAAUCAGCUAUUGAAGAGAAAUCUGAAGAAUCAAGGGUUUUGGAGAAACCAGAAGAACCAGAGGUUGAGAAAAUACCUAAACAGCCGACAAUUGAAGAGAAACCUGAAAACCCAACAGUUGGAGGAGAAAAGCUUGAAGAACCAUUGGUUGGAGAGACAACUAAAGAACCAACAAUUGAGGAGAAACCUGAAAAAACAGUAACUGAAGAAACACCCAAGGAACUAUCAUUUGAAGAGAAACAUGACGAACCAACCGUAGAAGAGGAGAAACUUGAAAAGGUAACUCUUUUGGAAAAAGAUAUGCUAAUUGUAGACUCGAACACCAAAACUGGCAGUGAAAUUCCAUGCAAUACCAAUAAUGAUGUUGCUCACUCUCCAGACAUCAAGGAAAAUCCUGAAGAAUCGGCAGUUGAAAUAAAAAAUGAAGAACCAGUCAUUGAAGAGAAACCUGAUGUACCAGCAGUUGAGGAGAAACCUGAAGAACCAAAAUUUGAGGAGAAAUCUGAAGUACCAGCUGAGGAGAAACCUCAAGAACCAGCGACUGAAGAGAAACCUGAAAAACCGGCAGCUAUAGAAACAGCUGAAGAACUAGCACUUGAAGGGAAACCUGAAGAACUAACAGUAGAAGAUACAUCUGAAGAGCUAGUUGUUGAAGAGAAAGAUGAAAAACCAGCAAUUGAAGAGGAGGAACCUGAAAUGGAAGCUCUUCAGGAGAAGAAUUUGCCAAUUGUAAACUCAAAGAACACAACAGACAAUGCAAUUCCAUGCAAUACCAACAAUGACAUUGCUGACUAUGCAUCAGCUGAGGAAAAUACUGAAGAACCAGAAGUAGAAGAGAUAUCUGAAGAAUCAGCUAUUGAAGAGAAAUCUGAAGAAUCAAGGGUUUUGGAGAAACCAGAAGAACCACCGGUUGAGAAAAUACCUGAACAACCGACAAUCGAAGAGAAACCUGAAACACCAACAGUGGGAGAAAAGCUUGAAGAACCAUCAGUUGAGGAGACGAUCAAAGAACUAAAAAUUGAGGAGAAACCUGAUAAACAAGUAACUGAAGAAACACCCAAGGAACUAGCAUUAGAAGAGAUACAUAAAGAGCCAGCAAUGAAAGAGGAGAAACCUGAAAAGGUAACUCUUUUGGAAAAGAAUAUGCUAAUUGUAGACUCGAACACCAAAACUGGCAGUGAAAUUCCAUGCAAUACCAAUAAUGAUGUUGCUCACUCUCCAGACAUUGAGGAAAAUCCUGAAGAACCGGCAGAUGAAAUAAAAAAUGAAGAACUAGUCAUUGAAGAGAAACCUGAUGUACCAGCAGUUGAGGAGAAACCUGAAGAACCAACAUUUGAGGAGAAAUCUGAAGUACCAGCUGAGGAGAAACCUCAAGAACCGGCGACUGAAGAGAAACCUCAAGAACCGGCAGCUAUAGAAACACCUGAAGAACUAGCACUUGAAGAGAAACCUGAAGAACCAACGGUUGAAGAUACAUCUGAAGAGCUAGUUGUUGAAGAGAAAGUUGAAAAACCUGCAAUUGAAGAGGAGGAACCUGAAAUGGAAGCUCUUAAGGAGAAGAAUUUUCCAAUUGUAAACUCAAAGAACACAAUAGACAAUGCAAUUCCAUGCAAUACCAACAAUGACAUUGCUGACUAUGCAUCAGUUGAGGAAAAAACUGAAGAACCAAUAGUUGAAGAGAUAUCUGAAGAAUCAGCAAUUGAAGAAAAAUCUAAAGAAUCAAGGGUUUCGGGGAAACCAGAAGAACCAGCGGUUGAGAAAAUACCUGAACAACCGACAGUUGAAGAGAAACCUGAAAAACCAACCGUGGGAGAAAAGCUUGAAGUACCAUCAGUUGAGGAGACAAUCAAAGAACCAAAAAUUGAGGAGAAACCUGAAAAACAAGUAAUUGAAGAAACACCUAAGGAACUAGCAUUUGAAGAGAUACAUGAAGAACCAGCCAUGGAAGAGGAGAAACCUGAAAAGGUAACUCUUUUGGAAAAGAAUAUGCUAAUUGUAGACUCGAACGAAAAAACUGGCAGUGAAAUCCCAUGCAAUACCAAUAAUGAUGUUGCACACUCUCCAGACAGUGAGGAAAAUCCUGAAGAAUCGGCAGUUGAAGAAAAAACUGAAGAACCACUCAUUGAAGAGAAACCUGGUGUACCAGCUAUUAAGGAGAAACCUGAAGAACCAACAUUUGAGGAGAAAUCUGAAGUACCAGUUGAGGAGAAACCUGAACUAGCGAUUACAGAGAAACCUGAAGAACCGGCGACUAUAGAAACACCUGAAGAGCUUGCAGGGGAGGAAACACCUGAAGAACUAGCUCUUGAAGAGAAACCUGAAGAACCAACAGUUGAAGACACAUCUGAAGAACUAGUUGUUGAAAAGAAAGAUGAAAAACCAGCAAUUGAAGAGGAAGAACCUGAAACGGAAGCUCUUCAGGAGAAGGACAAGACAGACAAUGCAAUUCCAUGCAAUACCAACAACGACAUUGCUGACUAUGCAUCAGUUGAGGAAAAAACUGAAGAGCCAGUAGUUGAAAAAAAACAUGAAGAACAAGCAAUUGAAGAGAAAUCAGAAGAAACAGCGGUUUCAGAGAAGCCAGAAGAACCAGUGGAUGAGAAAAAACCUGAACCACCGGCAAUUGAAGAGAAACCUAAAGAAACAACAAUGGAAGAGAAGCUUAAAGAACCAUUGGUUGAGGAGACAAUUGAGGAGAAAGCUGCAAAACCAAUAACUGAAGAAGCACCUGAAGAACCAAAACGGGAAGAAACACCUAACGAACUAUUAUUUGAAGAGAAACCAGCACUUGAAGAGGAGACAUCCAAAAAGGUAGCUCUUUUGGAAAAGAAUAUGAUAGUUGUAGACUCAAACGACAAAACUGGCAGUGAAACUCCAUGCAAUACCAAUAAUGAUGUUGCUCACCCUCCACAAGUUGAGGAAAAUCUUGAAGAGUCAGUAGUUGAAGAAAAACCUGAAGAACCAACUAUUGAAGAGAAACUUGAUGUACCAGCGGUUAAGGAGAAACCUGAAGAACCAGUGGUUGAGGAGGAACCUCAAGAACCAGUGGCUGAAGAAACACCUGAAGAGCUAGAAGGGGAGGAAACACCUGAAGAAUUAGCACUUGAAGAGAAAACUGAAGAACCAACGGUUGAAAAGACACCUAAAGAACUAAUUGUUGAAGAGGAGAAACCUGAAACAGAAGCUCUUCUAGAGAAGAAUUUCCCAAUGGAAGACCCAAAGGACAAGAUAGAUAAUGCAAUUCCUUGCAAUACCAACAAUGAUAUUGCUGACUAUGAAUCAGUCGAGGAAAAACCUCAAGAACUAGUAGUUGAAAAAGAACAUGAUGAAACAAUGAUUGAAGAAAAAUCUGAAGUAUUGGCUGUUAUGGAGAAGCCUGAAGAACCAGCGGUUGAGAAAAAACUUGAAGAACUGGCAGUUGAAGAAGAACGUGAAAAACCAACUGUGGAGGAGAAAUUUGAAGAACCAUCGGCUGAGGAGAAACUUGAAGAACCAAAGGUUGAAGAGAAACCUGAAAAGACAAUAACUGAAGAGACACCCAAAGAAUCAACACGGGAAGAAACACCUAAUGAACUAGCAUGUGAAGAAAAACCUGAAGAGCCAGCAGUUGAAGAGGUGAAACCUGAAGAACCAACAAGUGAAGAGGAGAAACCAGAAAAGAAUUUGCUAGUUGCAGACUCGAAGGAAAAAACUGACAAUAAAAUUCCCUGCAAUACUAGCAACGAUGCUGCUCACUUUCUAGAAGAUGAGAAAAACCCUGAAAAACCAGCAGCUGUGGAAAAACCGGUUAUUGAAGAGAAACUUGAUAUACCAGCAAUUAUGGAGAAACCUGAAGAACCAACAAUUGAGGAGAAAUCUGAAGAACCAGUUGAAGAGAAACCUAAAGAACCAACUGUUGAAGAGAAACUUGAAGAACCAACAACUAAAGAAACACAUGAAGAGCUAGCAGGGGAGGAAACACCUGAAGAACUACCACUUGAAGAGAAACCUGAAGAACCAAUGGUUGAAGAGACCUCUGAAGAGAUAGCUGUUGAAGAGAAACAUGACAAACCAGCAAUUGAAGAGGAGAAACCAGAAAUGGAAACUCUCCUAGAGAAGAAUAUGCCAAUUGUAGACUCAAAGGACAAGAUUGACAGUGAAAUUCUAGGCAAUUCAAACAACGAUGUUGCUUACUAUCCAACAGUUGAAGAUAAAGCUGAAGUACAGGUAGUUAAAGAAAAACAUGAAAAACAAGUGAUUGAAGAGAAACGUGAAGAACCAGCGGUUAAUGAAAAAACUGAUGAACCAGCAGUGACAGAGAAACCUGAAGAACCGGCUGUGGAAAAAAAAACUGAAGAACAAGUUUUCGAGGAGAAACUUGAAGAACCAACAGUUGAAGAGAAAUCUGAAGAACCUGUAGUUGAAGAAACACCUGAAGAUCUAGCAGAUGAAAAGAACCUUGAGAAACUAGUAAUCGAAGAGAAACCUGAAAAGGUAACUUUGUUGGAAGAGGAUAUGUCAGCUAUAGAUUCAAACGGGAAGACUGACACUGAAACUCCAUGCAAUACCAACAUUGAUGUUGCUGACUAUCCAGCAGUUGAGGAAAAAACUGAAGAACCAAUGGUUGAGGAAAAACAUGAGGAACCAAUUGUUGAGGAUAAACCUGAAGAACCAGUUAUAAAUGAGAAACUUCAAAUUUUGGCAAUUGAAGAAACGCUUGAAGAGCAAGCAAGAGCGGAAACACCUGAAGACCUAACAGUUGAAGAGAAACCCAACAAACCAGCAGUUGAAGAGACACCGGAAGAACUAGCUAUUGAACAGAAAUCUGAAAAACAAGCAGUUGAAACGGUGACUCUCUUGGAAAAGAAUAUGCCAGAUACGGACUCAAGUCACUCAACAGACAAGAUUAAUGGUGAAAUUCUGUGCAACGACAACAGUGAUGUUUCUGACUAUUCAGCUGUUGAGGAAAAACAUGAAGAAAUAGUAAUAGAAAAAAAAUAUGAGGAACUAGCACUGAAAGAGAAACCUAAAGAACCAGUUGUAUCGGAGAAAUUCGAAGAACUAAUGGUUGAGGAGACACCUGAAAAAUUAGUAGUUGAAGAAAAGCUUGACGAACCAGUUGCAGGGGAAGAAACAGUUGAUAAACCAGCACGGGAAGAAACACCUGACAAACAAGUAGCUGAAGAGAAACAUGAAGAAGUAGUUGUUGAAGAGAAACUAGAGAAAGCAGCAGCUGAAAAGGUAACGCCCCUCGAAAAGCAGAAUAAGCAUGUUGUAGACUCAAAUGAUAAGACUGGCAAUGAAAUUUCAUGCAAUACCGACAAUGAUUUUGCUGAAAUUGAGGAAAAACCCGAAGAUUCAGCAGUUGAAGAGAAACUCAAGGAAUCGACAGUUGAAGAGAAACGGGAAGAACUUGCCAUCGAGGAGAAACCCGAAGAACCAAAAAUUGAGGAGAAACUCGAAGAACCAGAGAAACCUAACAAACCAGCAGUUGAAGGGACACCUGAACAACUAGUUGACGAGAAACCUCGAGAAAUUUCAUGCAAUACCAUUGAAGUUGAGGAAACGCCUGAACAUUCAGCAGUUGAAGAGAAACCAGUGGAACCGACAGUUGAACAGAAACCAGCAGAACCAGUUGUUAGGGAGAAACUUGAAGAAUCAAAAGUUGAGGAGAAACCCAAAGAACCAGCGGUUGAGGAGAAAUCCGACGAACCAGUGAUUGAAGGGACACGAGAAGAACCUGUGGCAAAAGAAACACCUGAACAACCAAUGAUUGAAGAGAAACCUCAAGAACCAGAAGUUCAAGAGAAACCAAAAGAACCAACAGUUCAAGAGAAACUUGAAGAACCAACAAUUGAUGAAAAACUUGAGGAACCAGCAAGAAUUGGAGAAAAACCUGAAAAACUAGCAGUUGAAGGAAAACCUGAAGAACCAGCAGUUGAAGUAACACCCAAACCAAAAAUUGAAGAGAAACCCCAAGAAUCAGUGAUUGAGGAGCAAUCUCAAGAACCAGAGGUGAAAGAAACACCUGAAGAACCAGUGGUUAAAGAGACACGUGAAGAGCUAGCAGUUGAAAAGAAACCUGAAGAACUAGCAACUGAAGAACAAGUAGUUGACCAAAAACUUGAGGAACCAACAGUUGAGGUGAAACCUGAAGAAGCUACAGUUGAUGAAAAACAUGAAGAACCAUCAGUUGAGGAGAAACCUGAGGAAUCAGCAGUUGAGAACUUUGAAGAACCAACAGUUAAGGAAAAACCUGAAGAACCACCAGUUGAAGAAGAACCAGAGGAUCCAGCAGUUAAAGAGAUACAUGAAGAACUAGCAGGUAAAGAGAAACUUGAAGAACCAAUAAUUGAAGAGAAACCUAAAGAACCACCAAUUGAAGAAGAACCCAAAAAACAAAACAGGGAAGAGACAGAAGCUGCCACUGAAAGAAUUGAUGAAUCUGAAACACAUAAUGUAGAGAAAGAAGAAGCUUUGAUUGAAAAACAGGCAGAACGGUUUGUCAAAGAAACAGCACAACCUUGCAAAGAAGUUGAAACUGAGAUAAAAGAACUUAAAGAUAUCAAUGCUGGUGAUGAGUCAAACAAUAAUGCCCUACAAAAAGAAGAAACGACUCUAGAGGAACUUCUAACAUCCGCCAAAGAAGAGAUGGCGGCAAAUAACUUUGAAGAAGGCAAAGUGGUUUCAGAAAUCCCCAAUCAAGAGAAUGGUCAGCAAGCCAAUCUAACCACAGAAGAGGCUAAUGACGCCCAUGGAGCAGAGAACGUAACUGAACUUUCUUCAGAAGAAAUGAGGGUGGAGGACUGUAUUAACAAGGUUGAAAGCUCUGAUUUCGGGUUCCAAAAUCAUAAUAAGUACAGCCCAGAUGCAGAUAAGCUUGAGCUACAAAACAGAGAAAUAGAUAUUAGCUAUAUUCUCGAUACUCCGGUUGAAAAAGAAACAAAUGGAAGAAACAGUGAAAAGAUAUCUGAAUCCACAGAAGAACUUAUCCAUCAGACAUCUGAGAUUUCUGAAGAAAACAAAGCAGCAGUAGAUACAGACACCAAUACAUUACAAAGCUGUGCAGAUCCACAUGAACAACUGAAGCAUCAGUUAGCUGAGCUACGCGAAGAGAAACAGGCAGGAGGAAUAGCAGACACCAAUACUUUACAAAGGUCUGCAGACCAUGAGGAGCCUUACAGUGCACCUGCUCAGGAGAUCAUUGACAAAUCAGAAACAGAGGAUAUUUCUUGUGCGGAUUGCCUUGAAGAAGAAAAUAGCCUCAGAACCAACCAAGAGAAGUUAAAAGAGGGAGAAAAUUCAGAAGUGAAGACAGAUGAAAAUUUUGACAAGGGAGAUGAAUUCCAAAGCAUAAUGAUGUUGAAAGGAGUUGAAAAGGAUGAUUACAAGCAGCAUAUAAAACACAACACAUGUGCAGUCAUGGAUACAGAAGAGCAGAAUGAAGAUUCACCUGCUGGAGAACAAACAUCCGAAAAGCUAGAAGAACUGGAGAAAAUUGAUAUUGAUGACAAUAAAAAUAUUAAUCAUCAAAGUACUGAGACAAACCUCCCAGAAGAGGCCACAGAAUCAAAGAGUGAAUGUGUUACGAUGGAAAUCAAGACUCCAAUCAAAGAGGAGGAACAAGAAGAAGAUUUAAGAGAGACCACCGGCGAAGAUUCCUCAAACAACAACACAACACAGGUGCAAAAAGAGGAGGAAACAACAAUAAGUGAACCCGAAAGAGUAAGUUUGGAACCUUUUGGAUCAGAACGAAAAACAGCAGCAGGUUCCGGAGAGAUGAUAACAUGCAACGAAACAAACAAAAUACAUGAAGUAAGAGUUGAAAAUGCUCCAGUUGCCCAAGUAGGACGUGUGCCAGAGGAAAAGACAAGGGGCGAAGAGGAAAAAGUAACCAAGCAUUUCACAUCAUUGAAAUCUGUUACGGUUUCGGAAAAGGAGAUAGCGAUGGAUAACAUGGUGAGCAAUGAGAGCAACACAACUAAGCAGAUACAAGAGCAAGCAGCAUAUCCUCUACUUACAUUGGAGAGAGAGGAAACUAUUCCAACAAGCAGCACUGAUGCCAAUGGUACUCCCAAAGACAGCAUUACCCCACAUAUGGAACUGGGUGCAGAGGCCAAAAAUAUCCAGUACAUGCAGGAAAAAUGCAAAACUUCUGAAACAGAACAACAUCAGGAAAAUUAUGAAAACAAGAAAGAAGUUGAAUGUGAUUUAAAAGAAGUACCAGAGGAAUCCAUAUCGAGAGAGACACAAGCUAAGGCCGCACUAUCUGACCUUGUGCAUGUAUCAACAAAAGAGACAUCAAAAAUUGAGGAAGACUUUGCUGAAGAAAGAGAAGGCAACGACAGAGAAGAGGAAGGAAUUCAAAAAAAAAGAGAAGUGUCAAGUUCUGAAGAUCCAGUGAUCGUAGAAAUCUCCAGAGAUGCUGAUAUCAAAGUUCCUCCCAAAAAACAUCAGAACAUAUUGUCAGGAGUUGGAUCAAAAGUCAAGCACUCAAUUGCAAAGGUGAAGAAAGCCAUCACUGGUAAGUCCUCUCAGACCAAGACAUCAUCACCAAAGUAAGGCGGAGAAAAAAGAUCAAGACUUCACAUUAUUCAAAGUUGUAAGUACUCAAGAAAAACAAAGUGAAAAGCUUUUCAGCUACUCUAGUUUUUAAUAAAGUAGAAAAGUUUGUUCAGAAUGUGUAAUCUUAUUGUAUUAGGAGUUCCAUAAUUAUUGGAUACAUACUAGCAACUUCUCAGCGACAACUCAAUAACAUCAACCAGUUCCACCA